This is a messenger RNA of Xyrauchen texanus (razorback sucker), 1475 nucleotides long. RefSeq names its product ankyrin repeat domain-containing protein 9-like. Bases 593 to 1456 code for a protein of 287 amino acids. Lineage: Eukaryota; Metazoa; Chordata; Actinopteri; Cypriniformes; Catostomidae. Gene Ontology annotation, molecular function: protein binding. The record is from RefSeq and is a predicted model, not a curated record. The transcript has a single exon.
UUUGCUUAGAGUCAUUGCAGCAAUUACAAAAAACUCAUAAGACAAUAUUAACACAACAAAUUUUGAUUCCUACUGAAAAACAGCAUCCUGAACGCAUGGCUCGAUCUGUGGAGUAUUACGUAAAACGAGUCGUGUUGAAUGUUCUGUAUGCGCAAGGGUCACACGAUGGCGCCCAAACAGACGCACACGUGCCGAUCUACACUAAUAAGGAAAAGUUGAAGGCACUUUGUACCCUUGUGACGUGCGCUUGCGUCCCAUGUGACAGACCGCUGAGGUACGCGUACAGUUACACGGUCCGCCCAGCGUAUAUGAACCCUCCGCUGAGUUUGAACGGAGAACAGUUUUUAGACUACAUCGUUUGAGAUUGCCGCUUGGUCUCGUGAACUAACCGAAGAGUUAAAGGUCUAGUUGGGUCGUAUUAAUAAUCGUACAUUUGCUAUGUACUGACAUUAUUAUGGGCUGGCUAUAGUUCAUCCCUUACGGAUGUUUCAGCCCUGGCUACACUGAAAAUUCAAACCCUGAAUCUUUGCAGGAUCUUUAUAUCAAAGACCCAUAAAGUUUUAUACAGAGAGCAAUAACGAAGACAUUUUCAAUGCAUAUUUAUGUGGGGAUGUACGAGAGUCGCGCGGACUAUAAGUCCCAAAAACAAUGCCAAAAAACCUCGUUCCGGUUUUAUCAAGCAGUGCGGGAUCUGUUACCGGUGUGGGUCCUUGAGGACAUGCGGACGAUGGAGGUGUUUCACUGGGAAGAUGACGGACGGGCGUGCUUGUAUUCCCCAUCGGAGGCUUUUCUCUACGCGCUCGUGCACGACCACCAGCAGUACGCGCGCUACAUCCUCAACAGAUUCUCUGUCCGCGCGCUGGAGAUGCCCAGUAGAAGUUUCUGCUGCUGUCAGGCAUCUACGACACCUCACCUCGCCAUAGCGGUCCGCUACAAUCGCAUUAACAUCCUUAAAAUGAUCAUGGACACCAUCAAAGACUUUAAAGACUGUGAGAGACAGAGUUAUCUCAACCGCCACGGCUGCAUCCACACUGACGGCAGCAAGACCGCGCUGCAUCUCGCGUGUGACCUGGUGCGUCCUGAGUGUUUGAAACUGCUGCUGAGACACGGCGCGUGUCCUUACGCAACGGACCUGACAGGGAACACUCCACUGGACUGUUUACUCAGGCAGAUCGGCCAGAGUGAAUUUGACAUGCAGACGAAGCACAUUUGUCUUGGCUACCUCAUUGUAUUCAUGCCCAAACUUCAUUUCCAGAUGAACGGACAGUUGCAGGACAAUGCAGAUCUUUGGAGGAGUCUCAUAGGAGAGCAGGCGUUUCAGUGGCUCUCCGGAUCUUCCCCUUCUUCACUGUUCGUUCAGGCCAUGCAGAAGCUCAGCCAGUCCAUUUCCAGAGAACAGAUGGACUCACUGCCGGACUGUCUGAAACCCCAAGACUUCAGAUUGGAUCAAGCUUAAAGUGCACAAUAGAUAAUGC